This is a messenger RNA of Poecilia reticulata (guppy), 951 nucleotides long. RefSeq names its product myosin light polypeptide 6. NCBI's taxonomy places the organism in Eukaryota, Metazoa, Chordata, Actinopteri, Cyprinodontiformes, Poeciliidae. The record is from RefSeq and is a predicted model, not a curated record. Gene Ontology annotation, molecular function: calcium ion binding. Gene Ontology annotation, cellular component: myosin II complex.
GGUAGCCUCUGCGCUUGAGAGUCAUUUCAGCUCUGCUCAGCCUCUCGUUCAUUUCUCUCCAAGUCCCAGCUCCAACACCCCAAAUUUCUUUUUAGUAUGCCACCCAAGAAGAUUGAACCGAAGAAACCUGAGCCCAAGAAGCCAGAACCGAAGAAAGAUGCAGCUCCAGCUGCUAAACCAGCUCCUCCUCCAGAGCCACUACCCGAACCACCCAAGGAGCCUGACUUUGAUCCAAAGAGUGUCGCUAUUGAGUUCUCAACUGACCAGAUUGAGGAGUUCAAGGAGGCAUUUACCUUGUUUGACCGCACACCAACUGGGGAAAUGAAGAUCACGUAUGCACAGUGUGGGGAUGUGAUGCGAGCUCUGGGCCAGAACCCGACCAACGCUGAUGUGCUGAAAGUUCUUGGGAAGCCACGGCCAGAAGACAUGAACAUUAAAAUGCUGGACUUUGAGACUUUCCUGCCAAUGCUUCAACACAUCUCCCGUGCAAAGGAUCAAGGCAACUUUGAGGAUUUUGUGGAAGGGCUCAGGGUUUUUGACAAAGAAGGCAAUGGCACCAUUAUGGGAGCAGAGCUUCGUCAUGUGCUCGCAACGCUUGGCGAGAGGAUGACGGAAGACGAAGUGGACAGACUGAUGGCUGGACAGGAGGAUGCCAACGGGUGUAUCAACUAUACCUCAUUUGUAAAGCACAUCCUCUCCGGUUAACGAGGACAUUCAACCAAAAAAGACAAACCUUCUUGUUUUUGUCACUUACUGGGUCAUUGUAUAUUUAGAGGUGAGAUUGAUCUGAAAGCAGUGGACACAUCUUGAGACUGUUAUACUCAGAAGUUACUUUUGAGCAGGAAAUUAAAUUGUAAGUUGUUCUUUUGAAUAAACUUUCUUAAUAAAAAUGUCAAUAAUUUACCAUUUGCAAUGAAGAUACAUUGAUUAAUAAAGAAAACGUGAUUCCUA